Molecule: messenger RNA, 1377 nt
Organism: Thlaspi arvense
Lineage: Eukaryota; Viridiplantae; Streptophyta; Magnoliopsida; Brassicales; Brassicaceae
Source: the annotation of a GenBank genome assembly
AUGAAGUUCCUCCCAAAUCCAGUAACCUUCCCCUUUACUCAUAAACCUCUCGAUUCAAAGCCUUUGAGACCCAUCAAAGUCUCCGUCCAGACUCCUCCUCCGGACUUCGAUUUCCGCAACGAGGUCGCGUCAGACUCACGCGCCGCUAUCGCCAGAACAUUUCCGGAGCUGCUCGACCUCGCCGAUAACGGGACACUGAUUCUCGUCCAGAAGCAGAGUUUCGGUCCGACUCCGGCCUGGCGUAAGGAGUUCGUCGAGCCGGAGUCGAUUUGGCUCGUUGGCACGUCUCAUAUCUCGCCGGAUUCUGCUUCCGACGUCGAGCGCGUCGUACGCACGGUUAAGCCGGAUAAUGUCGCCGUCGAGCUCUGCCGUAGCAGGAAAGUCGAUUUCUGUUUCCCUCAUAGGAUUCGGGUUGAGACUGAAAUUGAUGAAAAAGUUCGAUGCUUUUUGAAGAAAUCAGAUAGAGCUGGGAUUAUGUACACUUCGAGUGUUGGAGAGGAUGACCAAAACUUAAAAUCCGGUGUGUUGUCAUUGACCGGAACUGGCUUUCUCGGUGCUGUUGGCCGGAGCUUAGACUUAGGAGGCCAAACUGCUUUAGCUUUACGACUUCUCUUGGCGGUUUUCUCUUCCAAGUUAUCUUCUGUCGCUAACCGUCCUUUCGGUGAUGAGUUUCGUGCUGCUCGGAAAGCGUCUGAGGAAGUCGGUGCGCAGCUGGUUCUUGGAGACCGACCUAUCGAAAUAACACUUCAAAGAGCGUGGAACUCGUUGAAAUGGGCAGAGAAGCUUAAUCUGGUGAUGGCUGUGACUCAGGCAAUCACAUCGUCAUCCGGUAUACCGGAAGCAGAGCUUAAGGAACAAGAGACUGAUGAAGGCAAUGGAAGUCUGCAGCUUUACGAACGGCUAAGUUUCUCAUUCCCAUCUCUCCUACUGCCACUAAUACACGAAAGAGACACCUAUCUUGCUUGGUCGUUGAAGAGGAGUAAGGCGGUGGAUGGGUGUAAAACGGUGGUGGGUGUGAUCGGAAAAGGACAUAUGAAUGGUGUGAUUUAUGCUUUGGUAUCGGAUUCCGGUGAUCUCCGGUUUAGGGAUUUGGUGGGAAGAAGAGAUUCAUCGGAUGGUGGUACCACAUCGAACGGUUGGAUUCAAAUGGCUUUGAAGAGCCUCGCUAGAGAUACAAUUUUAGGGUUAUUGUUGUGGGAGUUAUAUGAUCAGUAUCUCAAGUUUGUGAUGAUGACCCAAAGCCCUUCUUGAUUUUAAAAAAUAACUAGAUUCAAAUAUAGUUAAUAAUAUAUGUGUGUAUUCAAACAGAAUAGUUCAAAAUAAGUACAAUUCAUGUAAAAGAUUUUGUCAAAAAUUGAGAAAAACGUAUGAUGAAAC